AUGGACCCCUCAUUGAACAAUCUUCUGAAAUGGAGUAUCGAGAAUACUCCCGCUGCCGGCGGCCAGGCAAAUGGAACCGAACCCGCAGCUACCAGACAACCCAUCGAUGCAGAGGCCCUUCAGCGCCUCCUGGCAAAUACCCCUUCUGACGCAGAACUCAUGAAGACAGCAAUGGCAGUUGUGCGUUCUUCCGAAAGCACAUUGGAGAAUAAGCUUAUCGCCUUCGACAACUUUGAGCAGUUGGUCGAGAACCUCGAUAAUGCGAACAAUAUGGAUCCGUUGGGCCUCUGGCCUCCGUUGGUGGAAACACUGAAGGACGAGGAGGCAGAAAUACGGAAAAUGGCUGCGUGGUGUGUUGGUACGGCCGUACAGAAUAACGAGAAAUCCCAGGAGAAGGCAUUGGAGGCCAAGGCUAUUCCAGAGUUAAUUCGAAUGGCCAGAGAAGAUAGCGACGUCAGUGUCCGCCGGAAAGCCAUAUAUGCCAUAUCUUCGUGUGUGCGGAACUAUCAGCCUGCUCUGGAUCAGCUGCGCGAGCACUUGCCAGCCGAAAUUGUGGGUCCUGAUGAGAAAGUCGACGCUGGUGAUAUGGGUAGGAUAGAUGCUAUAAUCUCCUACCUCAAGCAGGCUUGA
This is a messenger RNA of Microsporum canis CBS 113480, 630 nucleotides long. RefSeq names its product hsp70-like protein. The record is from RefSeq and is a predicted model, not a curated record. The transcript has 2 exons. Lineage: Eukaryota; Fungi; Ascomycota; Eurotiomycetes; Onygenales; Arthrodermataceae. The coding region runs from base 1 to 630 and encodes 209 amino acids.